CGAGGGGCGCGCACCUCGGAGGCGGGAGGGACGCGGUGGUGUGGUGGGGCCGAGGGCGCCCAGUUGCGCAGGGGCUGCCCUUGGGUGCGGCCGCUGUGCACGCUCCCCCAGACACCUACGUGAAUGAGGUGAUGGAACCGUUCAGGCCGCAUCGUCUUAGGGCGUCUGAGUGACUUCUGGCCUGGCUGCUGCGGUUCGCGGCCCAGCACUGACUCAGACCAUGUGGACCGCAGAUGAGAUUGCACGGCUGUGUUACGAACACUAUGGGACCAGGCUGCCCAAGAAGGGGAAGCCCGAGCCCAACCGUGAGUGGACGUUACUGGCCGCAGUGGUGAAGGUACAACUCGUAGCUGACCGGGCCUGUGGUGGCAGUAACAGACCAAAACAAGUGACAAAGGAAGUUGUCUCAAUGGGAACAGGAACGAAAUGCAUAGGCCAGUCCAAAAUGAGGAAGAGCGGAGACAUCCUCAAUGAUAGCCAUGCCGAGGUCAUAGCCAGAAGGAGUUUCCAAAGAUACCUUCACUACCAGCUCCACUUGGCAGCCGCCCUGAAGGAGGAUAGCAUCUUUGUCCCUGGCACUCAGAGAGGGCUGUGGAAACUCAGACCAGACCUCUUGUUUGUGUUUUUCUCCAGCCAUACACCCUGUGGGGAUGCCUCCAUCAUUCCAAUGCUUGAGUUUGAAGAUCAGCCCUGUUGUCCUGUCAGUAGAGAUUGGGCCAAUAACCCAUCAGUAGAAGCCGAUGGUAACCUGGAAGCUCCUGAAAAUAAAAAGAAAUGUGAAGAUCUGGGUAGUCCUGUGACCAAAAAGAUGAGGCUUGAGCCUGGAAUUCCUGAUGGUGUGGGUCACCAUCAGAGUUUUGGCAAUCAGGAGAGUGGCCCAAUCCCACCAAGUAUCAGUGGCUCUAAUCUCACCACACAGGAACUGGCCACUGUCACCGGAAUGGCCCCCAGUGGUGCCAAAGUGGUAGAUGUUUAUAGAACUGGAGCUAAGUGCGUGCCUGGAGAAGCAGGAGACUCGGGAAAGCCUGGUGCUGCGUAUCACCAGGUGGGACUGCUCCGGGUGAAGCCUGGCCGGGGAGACAGGACUUGCUCCAUGUCCUGCAGUGACAAGCUGGCACGGUGGAAUGUCCUCGGAUGCCAAGGGGCACUGUUGAUGCACCUUCUGGAAAAGCCUGUCUACCUGUCAGCCGUAGUGAUUGGGAGAUGCCCAUAUAGCCAGGAAGCCAUUCAGAGAGCUCUGACUGGGAGGUGUCAGAACGUCUCAGCUCUCCCCAAAGGCUUUGGAGUUCAAGAAGUGAAAAUACAGCAAUCAGGCUUACUAUUUGAACACAGCCGCUGUGCCGUGCAGGCGAAAAGAGCUGACGGCCCAGGCAGACUUGUUCCUUGUGGCGCAGAUCCCGAAUCAGCAAAGUGGAACUCUUUAGAUCAUUUCAGAAACUGCUAAGCAGUAUUUCAGAGGACAAGUGGCCAGACUCCCUCAGGUGAUGCUGUUGACCCAUGUUUUUUUUCAUAAUUAGGAAGAUUUGUGGUUUAAUUCUGGCUUACAAAUGUCAGGAAGCUUUGGCAGGAGUCUGUGAGCACUUCAUUACCGCUCGUGCGCUCCUCUCUCCCCAGGGUCCUGAUUGCAAACUCAGAUCCGAAGUGUGCACGAUGGGUGGGUUAGUGGUGCAAAGUUACAGAAGACUGGAGGGGAAUCAGGGCUUGGCCUGUUCCAGGCUCUUCUUUCACCACCCUCUGAAUGGAGAGCAAGGCAGACAUAUGUGAGUGUUUGGGGAGCAGUAGAGUCUGUUAGGAAUGCCACUCUCUUCUCUCUUUUGUUCACAUUAGUGGUUGUGAGCUGCAGCCUAAGGAUUGAAAUUGCUCCCAAAUAGGAAUGCAGAGAGCUAUAAAACUGCUCCAGGGGCAGGUGGGCGAGGGCAGUUCAGACAUUAACUACCUGUGGUUAGUGCCAUCACUUCAUACGCACCAGACGCAAGCCACCCACACUUCUGACCACUGACUACAAAUUCAGGGGUCCCCGCUGCCUCCUUAGGUUCAGAAAUUCACGGGAUAACUCACAAGUUCAGGAAAGCACUAUACUUAAAAAAGUAUAGUAAAGUAGAAAAUAGAAAGUAAUGACUUUAUAUUGUAAAGAAUGUAAAUCAGGACCAGCUAAAAGAAGAGACACAUAGAGCAAGGUCUGAGAGGGUCCCAAACACAAUGCGUCUGUGUCCUCAAGAUGUGUCACCCUCCCAGCACACCACUGUGUGUCCCCAGCCAGAAGGGGGACCCAAGCUUCAGUGUCCAGAGUUUUCUUUGUGGUUUUAUUAUGUCAGCCUGCUUGAACCGUUGGCCAUGUGGCAUGACUGAACCCGUUGUCCGCCUCUGGAGGACAACAGACCACACUCUGCUCUAUGGUUAAUCUCCCUGGCAUGGCCAGCCCUGUCCUGAUCUAUCCAGGGCCCACCAGAAGCCACCUCGUUGCGUGGAAGCUCAGGUGUGAUCAGAGGGGUCCACCGUGCAGAACAAGGACAUUCCUGCCCCCAGGGAAAAUACGAAGGUUUGGAGGUUCCCUUCCAGGAACUGGCAACAAGACCAGCCAAAGUCUUUAUCAUACAGCAGUGGGGAAGUGAAGGCGUUACUAGAACCAUCUAUGUGAAGAGGCAGCUGCUUGUUAGCACCACCAUGCACACUGCAGUCAGUAAUGUUGUCCUGUGGUCACUUUGUUCAUUUUUUGUCAGAUGAAUGAAUCAAACUGAUAGCGGGGGGUUGGGGGUGGGUCCAUAGAUUUUGUAUGGCAGUGAAAACAAAUCUAAACCAAGGUCAGGGAAGACUUUAUUUAAAGGAAUCAUGGCAGUAAGAGUAAGAGAGUAAAGGAAUCACAGCAGCAGGAUUGGCGCCAAAGCGAGGACACCGCAGCCCUAACAGUUCGUCAGCCUCUAGGGCCCACGGGAAGGAGCAGUGAGCAAGGCUAGAAAGAACCAGGAGGAGGAGGGCAUGGGAUCUGCAGUUAGUGUGAUGGGACAGCCAGACAGGAAAUAUCUUUUCUGGAGAUCAGUGGAUUCUCGGGGGUUGGGGAUGAGGGCUGUUAAGGCGUCACCCCACAUUUUGAUGCUGGCUCAGGGUGCAGUGGGUCAAAGUUCAGGGCCUAGGAGAAGGACAGAAGCAUAACUAAUGCUGGUCAAGGAAGCAAGAAUUUUGUUGAUAUUGGCAUGUGGGUACAAACAGUUCAGCUCAUCAUUGAGACAGAAGAGAAUGGGAGUUUGGAGGGUCCAUCAUGGGUAGACCUAGGGCACAUCCAUGAGUCUUAUCUGAGUCUUACAGCGAGAGGGACUGCUUUGCAGGAAACCAUUUCCCAGAACACUUUAAACCAAAAGUAGAUAGUUAUUCUUGUUUUAUCUGAUUUCACUAGGACCAGCAAGACUAGCAUUGUUCAUUCUCACCUGCUUUCAUCCAUGCUGCUUUCUAGUGAAUUUCCUACGACAGAGAAAGAGCUGCUAUAGGAAAACAUACCCAAAUCCUCCUGUCCGUAGGUCUCUGGUUAGAAAGCUGUCCAGCUGACUGCUCAAUUGGCCACCAUGUUGAGCCGAUCAUUGAGUAUCUGUGUGCUUGCUGAUGUGUGUGCAUUAGGGUACAGAAGCUUGAGACGUACCAUGAGUACAAGGAGGCCGCAUCUGCUUAUCAGGAAGCCUGGAGUGUGCUCCGGAAGCAGGCCUUUGGAUCCUGGAUCAGAAACCCUUCAGAUUAUCACCAGU
Nyctereutes procyonoides (raccoon dog) is the source of this 3734-nucleotide messenger RNA. RefSeq names its product adenosine deaminase tRNA specific 1 (gene ADAT1). Lineage: Eukaryota; Metazoa; Chordata; Mammalia; Carnivora; Canidae. Bases 221 to 1444 code for a protein of 407 amino acids. The transcript is spliced from 9 exons. Gene Ontology annotation, molecular function: adenosine deaminase activity; RNA binding. Gene Ontology annotation, biological process: RNA processing. The record is from RefSeq and is a predicted model, not a curated record.